This is a messenger RNA of Chiloscyllium plagiosum (whitespotted bambooshark), 1014 nucleotides long. The record is from RefSeq and is a predicted model, not a curated record. NCBI's taxonomy places the organism in Eukaryota, Metazoa, Chordata, Chondrichthyes, Orectolobiformes, Hemiscylliidae.
CCCCGCCCAGGAGGCCGAUUCCCCGGAUGUGAUGGACAUCUCGAGAGAUGCCCGCGGCGGCCUCGGCCACCUGCCCGCCCGUUACCGCGCCUGGGUCAGGGGCCCCCGCUCGAAGAGCCAUCCCUGCGGAAAAAACAAAAGGGAAAGUAGAAAUCUUCACUGUGCAGUUCGAGACGGAAGAUAUCCUUCCGAAGCUGGAAGCUACGAUUGUCCAGCUGAAGAAGAGCGGGUCAGAAUGGGAAGAUCCCAUCCUGCUCGGAGCCACUGAUGUCAAGCGGGUGUUCCUUAGCCCCAAGGUGGUGGAUGAGGUGCUGCCUGGGAAGACCAUUAUUCAAGACUGGGCUCCGUACAAGCCAUUGGAGAGCAACCUAGAGAAGUUAAUGAGGCAAGACCUCAUCUGGAUGGCCGACAACAAAGAACAGGCCAGGGUUGUCAGCCUAGGCACUGCGCCCUACAGGGUAUCCUUGGGUACUGGCUACCACCGGCUGAACAUUGAUAUAUUUGGGAAGCAUUUCCCCAGGGUCAGGAACCAGUUUCUUGCUCAGGUCCAGCAAAGAGUCAGCACCUUGGAGGGCCCAGUAUACUGUCUUUUGAGCUUUGAGCCAUCCAUGUGGCAGGACAUGUUAUUCUUCUGCCAAACUGCCUUAGGACUCCACAUGGAUAGAGAUAUUGAGGGGCAAAGCUUGCUGGAGACAGAUGUAUAGACCUGUAAGGGAAAGAGCCCCCUACCCUGCUAUUGCCAGUCCUUUGCUGCUUCUGGGCUCAGUAGUUUGUCCGCUGUCUCUCCUUCUGCCAUGCUAUUACAUCAGAAUCCAGAGUGUUGUAGAUUCAAGUCCCACUCCUGGGUUUUGAAAGCCAACAAGCCUAAUGGCAGACUCGUGUUGAAUUGUUUGGUGUUUGAUUGCACUGGUCUGAUUAUUGACCUCGCCCAGUGUACUUGACUAUUUGAGCUUGGAUGCAGACUCAGGAUGAAGCAAACAGACACUGAUUUCAAAAGGCUUUUGUAAAUAAACC